UAGGCCAGCAGCUGUCAGUGAAGCAACAUGGCCGCCUCCUCCCCCGACAGUGACCUGGGCAGCAUCGACUGUUUCCAGAACUACACGGCGCCGGAGGUGUUUGUGCAGGGCCUGGCCGGCCAGAUCAACCAGCAAGACGUCGAGGCCAUCAUCAGGGCCCAGAAGCAGAUGCUACAGAGGUUUGAAAAGACUAACGAGAUGCUCAGCAACUGCAAUUCUCUGUCAGCUGCAAGAUUUGCUCUUGCACAGAAGGAGUUCAAGAAGCACACCGCUCUCCUGAUUGAUAUGAAGAAGGAUCUCGAUAAUGUCUUCAAGCGUAUUAGAACAAUCAAAACAAAAUUGUCUAACCAAUAUCCAGCUGCAUUUACUGCUGCCCAGGAAGAAGUUUUCAAGGAAGAGGAGGAGGAAAGGGAAUUAAGCAAUAAGAAUCAAGUGCCAGAUACAUCGGAGAGCAAUGACAAGCGACCAUCAGUCUCAGGUGAGAGUGGUCAAAGUGGACAUUCCAGCAAAUCUGAGCGUGUUGAGGAGAUGGAGCAGUCGAGCGACGGAAGUCGUGCAGAUAAUGAGAGAAGGAUGAAAAAAACCGCAAGUAGUUCUUCAGACAGUAGCAGCAGUCCAAAGUUAUCAAGUUCAUCAUCAUUUGAUAAUUGAACUCAGAGCAAUAUAAUUUAUUUAUCAAAAUACUUAUAUUAAACUAAAUAGUUUUAUAAGGCUAUUUUGUACCUGAUCUAGAGUAAUAGUAUAUUACUGUAUCAGUAAUGUCUGUAACCUUAAGUUAAGUUGUGCAUAUAAUAAAAAUUUUCCUCGA
Molecule: messenger RNA, 808 nt
Organism: Procambarus clarkii (red swamp crayfish)
Lineage: Eukaryota; Metazoa; Arthropoda; Malacostraca; Decapoda; Cambaridae
Product: kxDL motif-containing protein CG10681
Biological process (GO): lysosome localization
Cellular component (GO): BORC complex
Source: RefSeq, a predicted model, not a curated record